This is a messenger RNA of Ceratosolen solmsi marchali, 805 nucleotides long. It is a transcript of the gene Rpb7, whose product is annotated as DNA-directed RNA polymerase II subunit RPB7. Gene Ontology annotation, biological process: positive regulation of nuclear-transcribed mRNA poly(A) tail shortening; transcription initiation at RNA polymerase II promoter; nuclear-transcribed mRNA catabolic process. The record is from RefSeq and is a predicted model, not a curated record. Gene Ontology annotation, cellular component: RNA polymerase II, core complex; P-body. The transcript is spliced from 6 exons. The coding region runs from base 21 to 512 and encodes 163 amino acids. Gene Ontology annotation, molecular function: single-stranded RNA binding; translation initiation factor binding; single-stranded DNA binding. NCBI's taxonomy places the organism in Eukaryota, Metazoa, Arthropoda, Insecta, Hymenoptera, Agaonidae.
GGCAUCGGUAUUUUACAGAUAUGAAAAGCGUUAUUGUGUAUUUUGGACCGCAAUUGUUAGAUACUGUAAAGCAAAAAUUAUACACAGAAGUAGAGGGUAAUUGUACAGGGAAAUAUGGUUUUGUCGUUGCCGUUACAACAAUUGAUACUAUUGGUGCUGGCAUUAUUCAACCAGGACAAGGUUUCGUGGUAUAUCCUGUUAAAUAUAAAGCAAUAGUCUUUAGGCCUUUCAAAGGUGAAGUUCUCGAUGGUAUUGUUACCCAAGUGAAUAAGGUUGGCAUGUUUGCGGAAAUUGGUCCAUUAUCAUGCUUCAUUUCACAUCAUUCCAUACCAGCUGAUAUGCAGUUUUGUCCUAACAUCAAUCCUCCAUGUUAUAAAUCGAAAGAUGAGGAUGUUGUAAUUCAAGCAGAUGAUGAAAUAAGAUUGAAAAUUGUUGGAACUAGGGUGGAUGCUACUGGAAUAUUUGCAAUAGGUACAUUAAUGGAUGAUUACUUAGGACUUGUUUGCAAUUGAUGGUUUUUAUUCUAUAAAAUUAAUUAUUUAUUUCUUAAUUUUUGAAGAAAUUGAGGAGAAAUAGUCAUUGAAUUGUUAUAUCAAUGAUCUACAAUUCCAUUUAAUUAUAAUAUUUAUUUUUAAUAAAAUCAGUUAAAGACUAAUAUAUAUUUAUCAAAAUAUAUGUGCAUUGGUCACAUAUAUUGAAAGUGUAUGUACAUGAAUCAGUUCAACAAUUUUUUACCUUCGUUUAAAAAAUGAUUGCAAAUUGUAUAUGAUAGAACACUCGUUUGAUAAGUACCAAGUAAUAUAAA